ACCAGAACAUAUUAUAAAUAAAUCAUGGAAGAGACGUGUACGGGACAUAUCAGGCAGCAGUUGAGUAAAAGAAGCAUAACAGAAGAGUUGCCUUGUGAAAUUCUCUUGUGCAAUAGGAUAGAAAAGAGACAUGAUGAACAACAAAUGAAGUACCUCAGAUAUCAGGUCUCAUUCUCCACCAGCAUUUUAAGAAAGCCAUGGAGGCUCCUUUUGUCUUUAGGAGUUUUUGCUUGACUGUCCUAAUAACAUUAUGCAUUCUAUGCAUUCCACCCAGAGUCUGUUCUGAUGAAACUGAUCCAAUAAGGGAGAGAUACGAAAAGUGGCUGCAAGAAAACAAACGAGAGUACAAGGAUAGGGGUGAAUUGGAACAGCGUUUUGGAAUUUACAAGACAAAUGUUCAGUUCAUUGACCAGUUCAAUUCCCAAAACUUCUCAUUCAAGCUCAUCGAUAACAAAUUUGCAGACAUGACAAAUGAGGAGUUCAAGUCCAUCUACCUGGGCCUUGGAAACACUACAAAUAAUUCAGGCCAGGGGAAGAGCUUUGGAUAUGAAGAACAUGAGGAUUUGCCAACUAGCGUGGACUGGAGGACGAAAGGCGCUGUGACUCCAGUCAAGGAUCAAGGCCAAUGUGGAAGUUGUUGGGCAUUCUCAGCUGUCGCAGCUGUGGAAGGCAUAACCAAGAUCAAAACAGGCAAAUUGGUGUCACUGUCAGAACAAGAGCUGGUGGACUGUGAUGUUAACACUGGGAACCAAGGCUGCAAUGGUGGAUACAUGGAAAAAGCUUUCGAGUUCAUUAUAAAGAAUGGGGGCAUUGCAACCGAAAGAGAUUACCCUUAUGCUGGAAGAGACAACAACUGUGACAAAGCUAAAGCUGCAACUUCCGCAACGACUAUAAGUAGCUACGUACAGAUACCUCCAAACAACGAGAUGAGUCUACAAGCUGCAGCAGCCAAACAACCUGUAUCAGUUGCAAUUGACUCUGGUGGCUAUGCAUUCCAGCUCUACUCUAGUGGUGUCUACUCAGGCCAAUGUGGCACGAAUCUUGAUCAUGGAGUAACAGUAGCUGGCUACGGGGUAUCUAACGGACAAAAUUACUGGCUAGUGAAGAACUCAUGGGGCACUGGAUGGGGUGAAUCAGGUUACGUAAGGAUGAAACGCAGUGUAACUGAUAAGGAAGGUACUUGUGGAAUUGCCAUGGAGGCCAGUUACCCAGUCAAGGACUGAAUCAUCAGUGAUGAUAUUUAGCUUUAUAAGUUUAAUGCACUUGAAUAUUUUAAGUAUGAAUAAGGUGGAUCCCCUAGCAUGUAAGAGCAGAUCAGCAAAAUGGGAUGAUCCAGACAUAACAGAAUAUGUUAAUAAAACUACUCUUUAAGUUAUUUUCUA
This is a messenger RNA of Rhododendron vialii, 1382 nucleotides long. Its product is annotated as ervatamin-B. The transcript has 2 exons. Gene Ontology annotation, molecular function: cysteine-type endopeptidase activity. The record is from RefSeq and is a predicted model, not a curated record. Lineage: Eukaryota; Viridiplantae; Streptophyta; Magnoliopsida; Ericales; Ericaceae. Gene Ontology annotation, cellular component: lysosome. Bases 198 to 1223 code for a protein of 341 amino acids.